AUGGCUCCACAACAAUCCAAGACAGCCAAGAGAAACAAGACCCAGAACAAGACUCGUCAAGUGGAGUCCGAGGUGACCUCUGACUCUGUCGCCAGAAACUUGAUGGCCAAUCCAUCUAAGCUUACAGCCAAGUCUAAAGUGAGAAAGCCUAGUAAAGCCGCAGUCAAGAAACAACAAGCUAAAAUAAGAUUAUAUGGUGCCAAGAGUGGUAAGGAGUAUAGAGAAGACCAGUUGGAAAUCCCAGCUUUGAACAUGGCAGUUACCCCAGGUGUAAAAGCCAAGAGAGGAAAGAAGGGUAAGGUUUUCGUUGGAGACCACGAUUCAUUAACCAUGAACAGAUUGGUCAAGUCUAUAAAUGAUAAGUAUGACCAAGUCAAUGAAAGUAAGUUAGAAAAGUCCAGAAGAUUGGAAGAGCUCAGAGAGUUGAAGAAACAAGAAAUGGAAAGAAAGGAACAACAAAAGAUUGACAAGCUUGAAGGUAAGAAGGAUCAAUUAAAGAACAAGGCAUCCGUAGCCAGAUUGGCCAGAAGAAAGAGUGCCAAGGCAGCCAAGAAGGCUGAAGACGCUGGUGAAGUUGACUCUAGAUCCAGAAAGAGCGUUUCGUUUGCUUAG
This is a messenger RNA of [Candida] anglica, 612 nucleotides long. Lineage: Eukaryota; Fungi; Ascomycota; Pichiomycetes; Serinales; Debaryomycetaceae. The record is from the annotation of a GenBank genome assembly.